Messenger RNA from Heterotrigona itama, 2438 nucleotides. NCBI's taxonomy places the organism in Eukaryota, Metazoa, Arthropoda, Insecta, Hymenoptera, Apidae. The record is from the annotation of a GenBank genome assembly.
AUGAUAAUGAUUCAUUUUGAUAACACGUACCGAUUGCAAUCAGAAUCUAGUAUAUAAAGGCUUAGGUUGAACAAAUCAGAUAAAAAAUUGUUAAUCGAUAUAUGAAACACAAUAAGUGUAUUUAAGAUACUUGUUACAAGUUAAGACAGUAAGUGGCCUAACAUCAACAUAGAUACUAAUUACUAGUUGAAACAAGUAGAAAUUGAACUUUAUAAUUUUGACACAGGUAACGUUUUUCUUAUUUUUAUCAAACUUUAUUUGACGUUUAAUAUUCUCGUAGUAUCUGGCAGUAAAUAAAUGUUCGAUUUAUUAUGUUAAUUUUAAAAUCUUCUGGCAAAAUGUAUUAAAAAUUCUUCAUUUUCUUUCAGAAAUAAUCUUAUUAUUAUUAUUUGUCACAAAAGUUUUAUUUCAUUUAGCUUUAUUUCAAUUCGCUUUUAUGUUAAAAAGUAACGAUAAAAAUUCAAUUUACUAUGUUUGAAAUCAGUGAAAUAUUUAUAUUGAAAAUUCUUCGUUUCCUUUUAGAAAUAAUCUUCAUUAUUUGUCAUGUCUAUUCAUUAUCUGAUUCAGCUUUAUUUUGUUUCAUGUUGAAAAAAUAACGAAGCGAUUGAUCGCAAUUUGUAAUAUAUGCACACCUGUGUCAAUUUAAAGAUCAAAGAUACAUUCGAAAUACAAACGUGACGCUUGACGAUGUAACUAUCCAGGCUUUUUUUUCUUCAAAAAAAUUUUUCACGUAUUUUGUCUCCUGAAUAUCUGUUUUACAAUCCUAAAGUUUAAGUGAAUAAGGACUCUUUAUAACUGAUCAUAAUUGAUCAACAGAUAUAAAAAUUUUUAAUAUGCAUUAAAUAGAUCAACGUAUUUAUGUUUCUACUAUAAAUCAUAAUUCAUUUAAACAAAAAAUUAAAGACCAAUAUCAAAAAUCAAAAAUUUUAAUUUAUAUAAAGGAAAGAACACGGUAAACAUGAUGAGAAUUUUUAAUACACUUCAUACACAAACUUACUUCAAAUUAAUCUGGAAAAGAUUAAUCUACUAUCCGGAAACAUAAAAAUAUAAUUAUCGACUGCUCAUGAAAUGCCGGGGACAUAUAAAUAUUCAUUUUAGAUGAAAUGUAUUACAAACAAAAACCACAAAGUACAUGCAUAAAUCAGCUGCAUGCGUAAACUUUCCCGUAAACACCGCGGACUUGUUAGGUUUUUCGUUUUGUAGAUUUUCAGUGAUGAAAUUUUAAUUAUUAAUAUUUUUAAAAAUUAUUUCAGAUGUUGAAGACAGUGUUCCUGAUUGUUUCCUUAUCCUUCGUCAUUUCAGUCAUGAAUGCCGAUAGUAAAUAUCAAAAAUUACUAAUAAAACUAACUUUAUCCUUAAUAUGUUUAUUUUUAAACUUUAUUACCGAUAUUGUUAAUUAAUUUUGUAAUCCUAAAUAUAUUCUAUUUUAUUUAAUUGCAAUAAUAGGCUAUUAAAUCGUAAUACAUAUUACCGUUUUCACUAUACCAGGGAGGAUCGUUUGUUAUUAUGGCAGUUGGGCAGCAUAUCGUCGUGGACUUGGACAAUUCGAACCGACCGAUAUAGAUCCAACUCUAUGCACUCAUAUAAUCUAUACUUUUGUUGGUAUUUCUCAAGACGGUGAUGUUAGAAUAUUGGAUUCAUGGCUGGACCUACCGAAUGGUCGAGAUGGUUUCGGAAAAUUUACCAGACUGCGCCAGUUAAGUCCAGAAACUAAGGCAUUGAUAGCAAUAGGUGGUUGGAACGAGGGUUCCCAGACGUUUUCUGAGGUCGCGGAAAAUCGUGAUAAGCGUGCACGAUUCGUCCAGAAUGUGAUUGCCUUCGUAAAGGAAUACGAUUUCGACGGCUUUGAUGUUGACUGGGAAUAUCCGAACCAGCGUGGUGGCAAACCAGCUGACAAAGAGAACUUUGUUAUCUUGAUGAAGGAAUUAAGAGAAGAAUUUGAUAAACAUGGUUACAUCCUUAGCGUGGCGGUCGGCGCAGCCGAAAUUUCUGCCUCGAAAUCUUACCUUAUUUCAGAAAUGUCGCAAUAUCCUCACUUUAUUAAUUUAAUGACGUAUGACUUUCAUGGAUCGUGGGACAACUUCGCAGCAAUUAACGCUCCGCUAUACCCUUCUUCUACAGAGUCUGGAAAUGAAGCUAAACUCAACGUGAAAUCGUCUGUUCAAUAUUGGCUCGAACAAGGCGCACCAGCUAACAAACUUGUUCUUGGUAUUCCCGCUUACGGUAGAUCCUUUACCUUGUCGAAUGCCUUGUAUAAUACAAUAGGUUCUCCAACAAAUGGUCCUGGGAAACCUGGUCCUUACACACAAGAAAGUGGCAUGCUUGGUUACAACGAAAUCUGCGAGUAUGUUAAAGAAGGAUGGACCGUACAACGUGAAUCUGAACAACGUGUGCCUUAUGCUUUCAAAGGCAACCAGUGGGUUGGAUACGAUGACACU